UGAAAUUUGCGCGCCAAAAAAAUAAUUAGUGGGAUUUCUGUUCUGAUUGGAUCGAGAUUGUGAAAAAAAACUGUGCUACUUCUAAAAACCAGUAUUAGUAAGACAUUUGCAGAAAUUUUGAGAAAAAUGGCUGGAUUGUGCAGGGUUUUUGUGAUUUGCACAGUUGUUGCGAUGUGGUGUGCAAAUUUACAAACGGCAAAUGCUGCUACUAUAUAUAAAAGGAGUCCUUUGCUAGCUACAGACGUUUCCAAAACGGACGACGGAAGUUUUAACGCUUGCAGUAAACGUACGCCCUGCGGAUGGGGAGUGUACCAACCUUUCACGCGAGUUGUGAGCUACUUCAUGAGGAACACUUGCAGUUGUCUGCCCGACCAGACCUGCUCCCGUUCCGAGGACGACGUCUCCGUGUCCGCCUACAUCUACCGGUGCACGACGACGCCGGCCGUCGACCACCGGGCGGGCGACACCAACAUUUAACGCAAACGAACUUCUUCGUCUUAGAAGCAACAACGUAGUCAAAACAAAGUGAACAAACACUCCGCGAACGCACUCGGCAAGGUGCGGUUUUCGAAAUGACCUUGCGUGACUGCUGCCGUGCUCCACAUUAAGAACAUGAUCCUCUCCCCGUUGUUGGAGGGCCACGCUGGCCGUGGGCUAUAAGGGAGAUACCAAACAGUAUAAAUGUGAAUCAUUAAUCAAUCAAUCAAUCGAAUCCAUCAACAUUGGAACUCAAUUGGAAAACUGAUCUGUGGCAUCAUCUUGCACACAAAGGUCAUUUUGGGGGGAAAAAUAUUUUUUCCGUUCUACAAGCGCACGUCUAAUUUUGCCAUCAAUAAUUUAUUUGUACAGUAUUCAUAUACAUUCUGAACUGAAGCUGUUGUUGCCAACGAGAAGAUGUGGUGGCAUGUGUUUAUGUAUAACAUGACUUUAUAUUAAAUAUGUGUACAUAGGAUUUUAAAUUGUAUAUAUUCAAAAAGCCAUUGAGAGAAUAUGCAGUGCAAUAUUUAAUACCAGUUGUUAUAAGUUAUUAAAAUACUCAAUUGUACAUUAGAUUGCUAUGCUUUAUCUUAAUUUAAUUUUGUAUACCUACAUAUAUAUGUAAGUCAGUAUUGUAGAUUAUGUCAGAUUUAUUUAAUUAUUAUUUAAUAAAAUAUU
Molecule: messenger RNA, 1155 nt
Organism: Ctenocephalides felis (cat flea)
Lineage: Eukaryota; Metazoa; Arthropoda; Insecta; Siphonaptera; Pulicidae
Exons: 3
Coding region: 127-477 (116 amino acids)
Source: RefSeq, a predicted model, not a curated record